Pygocentrus nattereri (red-bellied piranha) is the source of this 10724-nucleotide messenger RNA. RefSeq lists its product as uncharacterized. Bases 135 to 7043 code for a protein of 2302 amino acids. Gene Ontology annotation, biological process: actin cytoskeleton organization; muscle cell development. The record is from RefSeq and is a predicted model, not a curated record. NCBI's taxonomy places the organism in Eukaryota, Metazoa, Chordata, Actinopteri, Characiformes, Serrasalmidae. Gene Ontology annotation, molecular function: phospholipid binding; actin filament binding. The transcript has 33 exons. Gene Ontology annotation, cellular component: cell junction; cell projection; plasma membrane.
GAAGGUAGACAGCAACUGACCGCAGGAGUGGACUUUCGGACUUUAUUCUGAACUGAAAGUGUUUUUAGAGUUAUUGUUGUUAUUAUAGUUAUUGUUAUUGUUGUUUUGGACCCACCGCGGGACAAACCGCGAGCAUGUCAGAGAGCAUCGUGAGGAAGAUCCAGCCUUUCACCAUCGGGACUAAACUCUCUGCGCCGGGCGGACACGAAUACCGGACUCUGGACAGCUGCGCGCUCCAGCGCCGUCUAACCGGACAGGUGUCUCCGGGCCUCGUGCGCGCCCCUGACACUCACGCACUUGAAGGCGAAAGGCGCGGCGAGCAAGAGAUGGACCGCCUGAACAGAAACGAGACCCCCGCGACCACCACCACCACCACGACGGCUCCGUCCUCCAGAUCCAUACGCAAGAUCACCAUCUGCAGCGGGCUGGAGAGCCGCAGAACGGCGGCGCACAUCCGCGCGAGCUCCGAGAACAUCAACAAUAACAACAGCAACAUCUUCACACAGCUGCCCAAGAUAGUGGGGGUCAGCUGUGAGAACCAGCCUCACUCACACUUCAAGGUUUUGCUGUGUAAAGACUCAGAUGAUGAGCAGUGCAGCAGCAGUGAGAGAACGAACGGAUUUUUACACAAUGGGGAGAAUCGCUCAGGGAUCCAGCAGACGCCAGCGUUCAAAUCUCGAUCACCCAAAAGGGACCUGGUGAAGGGAAACAGCCCCCCCUGCAGUCACAGAGAGAUCUCCAUGGUGUCGAAAGUGUCAGUUCAGAAGGACUGUUUCACUCAGCAAAACGCACUCUUCAGCAAGGAGAUAUCUCAGGCCGAGGCCUGGAUCCAAGGGAAGCUGAAAAAUCUCAGAGACAGCAGUAACAUGCAGAGAUGCUCCCUGGCCGAUUGGGAGGAAGUAUCUCAGACUCUCCAAAGAGACCUGAAGGACUUUGAGAAUACAUUCAUUCAGCUUAACCAGAUGGGGGAGCAGCUUAUGUGUAAGCUAAACCCGACCUCUGACCUGGUGAAGAUGCGACUGGGCCAGCUCAGGGACCAGUGGAGCGUGCUUAAACAGACCGCCGCCUCUCAAACCAAAGUGAUGGGCGGAGCUCAGAGUCUGCAAGAGUUCAACAAGAAGGUGGAACAGCUGGAGAUGUGGAUCAAACGGAAGGAAGAGGAGCAGUCGCUGGCCAACCUCUUAGGGGAAAACAUGGACAAGCUGCAGCUGACGCGGAGGAUACUAGAUUUGAAACAGGAUGAGCAGCUGUACAGAAACCUUCAUGAGGAGAUCAACCAUCUGGCCCUCAAACUGGAGAAGCACGCGAAGGGCGAGGGCAAGAGCAUCUCCACCAGGAGGAAACACAUCAAUAAAAUGUGGCUGAAAGUUCAGUCUUACUUGAAAGACUGUCAGGAAAAUCUACAGCUGGCUUUGGAAGUCUCCUCCUUCUACCAGCAGGCUGACAACAUCAUCUGUUCCAUCAACAAUAUGAGAAAAGGCCUCUCUGUAACAGACAGAGCUGGAGAAAGUGGAGACAGAGAGAUUCGUGAUAUUGCCAGUCAAAUUAUGGUUCUGGAUGUAACAGUAUCCCAGCUUUCUAACCUGCACCCUGCUCUGGCUGCUAGAAUCUCCCAGAAGCAGACUGAUGUGAAGGACAGCUGGCUCCUGCUUCAGAGUGCUAUCAGGAAUGAGAAGACUGUUCAGUUGCACUCAGCCACCAGGGAAGAUGCUGACCUCCCGACCUCUAAUGGAGAGCCGCUCAGAUGCGUGGGAACUGACCCGUGCAGAAUCAUGGGAAAGGAGGUGAAGGAAGAGCAAAACCGAUUGAAAGAGAUUAUGGGUGGUCAACACUCUGACAAUGGCAGGAAGUCCCCAGACAGCCAGCAGGAACCUCAGCCAAACCCGGCGGAGAGCCUGGGGUACGGGUGUGCCAGCGAGGCCAGCUCCAGGUUCCAGACACAGGGUAAAAGUGAAUCUCUGCCGAAGUCCAGCAGCCACCCACAGCUCCAUGUGCAGCUCCAGAAAUUCACUGUGUCUGCAGACAAGACUCUCUCCUGGCUCAAAGACAGCGUCACCAUGGCAACAAAUGUGUGCAGUGUUGUAGGAGGGCCAGGCAGCUACGAGAUAGCCAAGAGGUACCAAGCGUCUCUGGAACAGGACAUCCUGUCCAACAAAGCCCGCAUAGAGCUGGUCAAGAAGGAGGGCCACAGCCUGGUCCGAGCUCAGCAUCCUGGCAGUGCCAAAAUCCAGGAGUUCCUCAGCCAACUGGAGGUUCUGUGGGAGGAGCUCAAAAGACGCCACCAGAAGAACGCGGUGGUCCUGCAGGCCUCGGAGGAACUCAACUACAGGGCUGUCAGGGUGCUGCAGACGCUGGGCAGUCUGGAGGCCUGGCUGGAGGCUGCAGAGCUGUCCAUCAAGCAGGCGUCUUUGGCAGGAGACCCUAAGUCGGUGAGUGUGGCCGAGCGAGAGAGCUGUCUGCUGGAGAGGGAGCUGGAAACACGCAGCCUGGAGCUUCACAACCUCAAGCAGGAGGUGGAGGCCCUCUGCAGCCAGAGACACCUCUGCACUCAGCUGCUCCCCACGCGCAUGGAGGAGGUGGAGAAGAAGUUCAGCAGCGUACAGACGGCACUGACGCAGCAGAGCUCUGAGCUGAAGGACACGCGCAUGCUGACAGAGUUUCUAGAGCGAGUGGAGCUGGAGGAGAGUCACUACGGAACCCUGGGGCAGCCUCUAAAGAGCGAUCUGGACUGUGACCCGUUGCUGCUGCCGCUGGCGAGGAGCAGACACAGCGAGCCUGUGAUGGAGAGUCUGGGAGACCCGGUGGAGGAGCUGAGGGAGGCUGUGGAGAUGCUGAAUGACACGGCGAGAGAAAGAGGACGUUCUCAGUCACAUGACCACAGCAUUCAGGAGCUCCACUCCAGACAUUCCACUGUGGCAGUGCAGGUGGAGCAGUGUCUCCAGCGCAGCGCAGAGCUGUCCGUAGAUGUGCUGGAGAUGGAGCGAGAGAUGGCUGUCCGGUGUGAACCAGAGCGUUGCGGUCUGGAUGGUCUGCAGGAGCAACAGGACCAGCUGGAGACUGACUAUGAGGCCUUGAAGGAGGAGGUGAAGGCCAUGGAGAGUCUGUCCACUCACCUGGCAGCUCUGUGUCCAGAGAGAGUGCAGGCACUGAGGAGUGAGGUUCAGGCCAGCCUACUAGCCUGGGAGGAGCUGAGCAAGAGCAUGUCCGAAAACCGGAGCCGACUGCUGCAGUUCGGCCGCCUUCGCCACUUCUUCAGGAACUACUUAGCAGUGAUAUCUUGGACAGAGGACACCCGUACACGCAUAUUCUCUGAGAGUGCGCUGCGUCAGAGCCGAGAGAGUCAGGGCUCCAUGGUUGAGCUUCUGGACCAGCAAAUAGAGCAGAAGUUCCAGGAAUUUGAUUUGCUUGAAGCUGCAGGGAAGAAGCUGCUCAGUGAGGAUCACCACUUGGCCAAGAUGAUCAAAGAGAGGAUGGAGGAGCUGAGAAGCAUGCUGGGGUGGAUCCUUGUCCACUGGAGAGCACAGAAGGACCAGUGGCUGAACCAGAAGAGAGCAGAGGAACCACACAACGAUGCCAUUUACUCUGAGGCCACUGUCUGCUCUCUUGCUCCACAGCCUGAGUCAGAAACUACUGAUGACCAGCAGAUGAGGACAGAAGGCUCUGCCACUGCUCCCCACAGUGAUCUGAAAGACAGGGUGCAGCUGGAUAAUGGAUAUGAGGUGAUGAAAAGCAUCAGUCCCAAGAGCAGUGAGACCCAGAGAGCCUUAGAAGAAUGUGAUUCACCUUUCCUGCUGCUGAAAGAACCCAGCACUCCUUCACUCGGAGGGACAGUCAACCUCAUCCUCAGCUUCACUAACUCAGGGGACAGUCAGCUGCAGGUACAGGAGUCGGACCAUGAGAAGGUUGGGGAGCUCUCAGAGGCUGUGCACAGGCCUGCCAAGUCUCACUAUUCUGUCUGUAAAAGCUUUUGGAAACGCUGCCAGGGACUUUUUGGUAGUUUAAAGCGAAAGAAAAAGGUUUAUCAACAAAGUGCUGAAGAGGUAAGUACAUACUUGCAUGUUAAGGACGCCAUCCAGUCGGUUGCACCCAUGUACGAGAGUAUGACACUGCCUUUACCUCACGGCAUGGUGCACGUCCCUGCCUCCUUCUCUCCUCACGCCUCCUGGCAAUCCUCCUCCUCCUCACCAGAGAUGGACAGCACCUCCCUGGAGUUUCUGCCCAGGAACAGCACCACUAUCUUCAGCAGCUUACAAAGGAAAAGCAAGAAGAGGAAGAAGAAGAAAGAUGCCCGCAGGCACACCGUCCAGAGAAUCAUGGGAGUAGAACCUUCGGAGGAGGCAUCUUCUCCACCAGAACACGAGCCUCUCACAUACAACAUGCAUACCUGGCCUCUGAAGGACAAGAAGAAGAGGAAGAAUGAGAGGAGGUCUGACCAUAAAGACCCUCAGCUCAUGGACUAUGUCAAGAACCCCCUGGUGAAGGACAUUGAUGCUGAAUGCUUGGGAGGAUUCAUUUCUCCUGAUCCAUGCAUGGCUGUGGAACAGUCCACCUCAGGUCAUGUAAAGAACCACUGCAGGUUCCUCUCACUGGGUUCUGUGCUGAGUUUUGACCUGCCCAAGGACAUGAGCCUCAUCCCAUGUAUUCAAGACAUCAUUACCAUCAGCCCAGCUGAUUCCAGGAAAGCUGCCCCCCAAGACCAGGACUCUCAUCCAGAGCAGACUACGGCUUUAAGCACCUUCAAACUGGCUCGCUCACAACCUGCAAACAAACAUGAGGAGCCUAAUCGCACACCACCAGGGGAGAUACCUCAAAGACAUCUCAAAAUUGACUGCCAGAACAAUCAGAAGAUCCACAUAGAUGCCAUUUCUGUUCAUUAUAAUGACGUUCCUCCUGCUCCUCCUCCAGCUGAGGUUGUCCUAUUUAAAGAAAGUCAAACCUCUUCUCUUAGUGAUCCAACCACCAUCACGCUUCAUGGAGAAGCAAGCCUUGGGUGGGAUCAAAUACCAGCCCACCUGGGCAGCAGUCAUCACCAGGCUUCAACUUCAAACCAGGAAAAUCCAGAGCAGAAUCAAGAGAAUAUCUCAGUCCCAUAUCAUCACCAGACUUCUUCUACAGCACAGGAACACAUAUGCCCCAGCGUCCACACUCUGAUACAGGACCUUCAUGGCCAUCUGUACCAUAAAGCCAAGCCCACAUGCUCUCAACCAAGCAGAGAAAGUCCUGGGGCUGCCCAGAGCCAUGCGUCCCACAUUGUGUUGAACUUCAAAGCCAAUGGAAGAGAAGACUCCGUGGAUUCUGGCCACUCAAGCUCUGGUAGCUUCAAGCUGUGUACGGAGCCCCCAUAUUUGGACAUCUCUGAAUACCCAGCACCCAGGAGAACAUUGGAGAAGCUAUCAUUUCUCGAAGUAGAAGAGCCUCACAGGAGCAUGGAGCCCACUAACUCCCCAGUAGAUGACCCUGUCCACCCUGACCACCAGCAAUUUGAGCAGGAAGAGGAGGAGCUGGAGGACAUCUGGAACCAGACUAAUGGCUAUCGCCAGAGCAUCUGUUCAGAUAUCAUGUACCAGACUGAGCCUGCCGGCUCUUCUCCAGACCACCAAAGGAAGCCCUCUCCUAAAGAGCAAGCCAUGCUGGUCAGAAAGAUGAUCACUGCCUCUGCUCCCAACCUUCCAGUAGCUGAGUUCAGACUUCCAUCCUCCGUUCAUAACCUGGUGGAUCACCGGAAGGACUGGAGCCCCAGGGAGGAUGCUCAUAUCUUAUCUAAUGGAGAGAGAAGGUUCUGGGACACAUUCCCUCAACAGGAGCAGGCGUCCAGUGAGGCAGUGGUGGUCAAUGAAACAGCCUCAGAACCUGUGAAACUUCCAGAGCUUAAGGAUCACCAAAACUAUAUCUACCAGUAUAGAGAGGAGGAGGAGGAAGAGGAGGAGGAGGAAGGUGAUAAAGGGGGUAUGAAGGAUCAGUCCAUGAGCCCUUUGUCUGUUCAUAUGGGCCUGGACGGGGAUGCCGAGGUACCCAACCACAACACCAGGGUACAGACCGCCUCCAGCCCCAUGAGCUCCAGGCGAGAGUUCCCAUCCAUGGCGGGGACACUAGAGAGGAAGCACAGGCUGCUGCUGGGGGGGAGGAGAGCACUGUGCCGGGCGUGGAGCUCAUACCACGCUGUCCUGUACAGACAGACACUGUGUUUCUACCAGGAUAGGAAGGACACCAUGAGGAGCUCAGUGACAAGCCUGCCGCUGAACCUAACUGGUGCCGAAUGUGUCCCAGCACCAGAGUACAGCAAGAAACCCAACUGCUUCAGCCUGAGGCUGCGUGAUGGAUCCGGGUACCUUCUGAGUGCCUCCUCUCGCUUCAUGAUGAAGAAGUGGAUCCUGAGAAUCCAGGCCAACGCUGAGUCCAGUGAGUCCAGCGAAGCUGAUAUAACCACAACGUAUGGGUCCACGGCACAGCCCACAUUCCCCAGAGGUUCUUCAUCAUCUUUUCGCUGUCAGUGCAGAGCUGUGUGCCAGUGCUCCUCAAAAGGAGAUGGUCACUUGGCUCUCCAGAGCCACUGUCAGUCAGUCAGCUCAGCCAGAAGCCAACAGAUUGUGGUCCUCACAAGAGAUGCUUCGCACAUCUCUCAGCGGCACUGUGGGAAUCUGGAAUUACCCACCUUAACUUCAGAUGCAGGGCAGUGUGAGUCCCCAGGCGUUCUGCUGGAAAAGAGGUUCCACUCUCAAAGCCCCAGAGCAAUGUUCUCCUAUGUCUCAACCAGCCAGGGCUGCAAGAGACGGUCACACUCCUUUACCUCAGCAACAUACCAGCAGAUCAAGCCGUGCACAGCGUCCCCUGCAGGCAGCAGCCAAUACAGCGGCUCCAGCUACUCUGUGACUGUGUUCAUAGGCAAGGGGGAGAGCCCGUCGGUGUGCAGCAGUGUGGGUCUCUCUCAGCCCAACAGCUGCAGACAGCAGUCCAUCUCCGAGCUGCCUCUCCGGGCCUACGCCAGCCUCCCCCGCCCCCACAGCAAAUCCGUCUUCAGGAAGUUCUUCGGGAAGAAGGAGUAACCGGGCCCUCGGUGACACAGCAGGCCAACACAUCACUGACUGUCUACAUGUGCAGGACACAACUGAGACGCUCAAUUAUGAUUCUUAUAUGUAUUUAUGGUGAGGAGCUUCUACAGAGUCACUGAGGAACGAGGACAAUUAAUCAGCCGCUUGGCUUGGAGCAAAGACUUUCACUUGACUUUACUGAAAGAGCAAGACUACAUCAUUAAAAAGGAUGGUUCUUCAAGGGAAAUGGGGAAAUGAGGAAAAUGGUUCUGUAUAGAACAUGAACACUCAAAGAACCCUUUACACGUCUAAAUGGCUCUUCAGGUUGAUGGAGAGUAUGUUCUAUACGGUUAUAUAUAGCAACCAAAAAGAACCAUUUCACCAUCAUCUUAAAUCUAGUCUAUACAUCUAAUAUUUCUAAUUGUGAGAUGGUUGUAGGAAUAUAAGAAUAACUUUUCUAAAUGACUGUAUUAGUAAAAUAUUAUUGAAAAUAUAAUCCGUCUUAAUCAACGUGUUCCUAACACUGACUCUGAGCUGCUUCAUAAGCUGGGUUCUGAUUCAUGGCAGGAAAUUGAAUUAUACUCACUGGCCACUUUAUUAGGUAUUUCUAGUAAAAGGUUGCACCCCCUUUUGCCUUCAGAACUGCCUUAAUUAUUUGUGGCGUACUUUCAACAAGGUGUUGGAAACAUUCCUCAGAGAAUUUGGUUGGCUUUUUCUUAUUGUUGCCUUCCUAUCAUCUCGAACCAGUCUGCCCAUUUUCCUCUGACCUCUCGCAUCAACAAGGCAUUUUUGUCCACACAACUGCCGCUUACUGGAUAUUUUCUCUUUUUCGGACCAUUUUCUGUAAACCCCAGAGAUGGUUGCAUGUGAAAAUCCCAGUAGAUCAGCAGUUUCUGAAAUACUCAGACCAGCCCAUCUGGUAACAACCAUGCCACGUUCAAAGUCACUUAAAUCACCCUUCUUCCCCAUUCUGAUGCUCGGUUUGCACUUCAGCAAGUUGUCUUGACCACCUCUACUUGCCUAAAUGCAUUGAGUCAUGUGAUUGGCUGAUUAGCUAUUUGUAUUAAGAAGCAAUUGAACAUUCCUAUUUGGUGUAUAUUCCUAUUUCUGUGUUUUUAUCUCAAAAACUUACAUACAAUAUAAAUCUACCCAUUUUAAGCUUAGUUAGAUCACAUUCUUUACACAUUAAUUAAUCCAACAGCAGCACUCAGAUCACACAAGAGGAGAUUAAAUGGCAGAAGCAGCCUGUUCUAGAUCACCGUAUCAGUGCCAGCACAGUUCUGUCGAUCCUUCACUUCUGUUUUUAUGCAUUAGAUUCAAGGAUUCAACUCCCUUAAAACGUUUUUUUAUCCAUUACUCACAGCAGUGACAAUCAACUCAUUUACAGCAUCGGCACUGAAUGGUCAAACACUCAGAUCACUGUGGCCUCACCGCCUCCAAAGAGACACCAUCAUCCAGAACAACACGGCAAGAGUCAGAGAUCAGUUUAGAGAUCAGAGAGUCAGGAGGAAAUAAACUCCUCCAUUCUAAACUCCGAUACUCUGAGUCAGAGCUCAGUUUAGAGAUCAGAGAGUCAGGAGGAAAUAAACUCCUCCGUUCUAGACUCUGUUACAUUGUGUCAGAGAUCAGUUUAGAGAUCAGAGUAAGGAGGAAAUAAACACCUCAGAUUUAGACUCUGUUAUUCUGAGUCAGAGAUCAGAGAGUCAGGAGGAGAUAAACUCCCCUGUUCUAGAAUCUGUUACUCUGCAUCAGUGACUCAGACAGUUAUUCAGAUGGUGAGAUUGUUUCCUUUCAGAUGAGACAAACAUCAUGACUGUAGCCCAGAGUAUGAGGGAACGACACCCUCUUUAGUUUGGGUACACCAUUUCAGGCAACAAUGGCAACAAUCUUUUACUUGUUUUAAGUCAUUUUCCUUGUUGUAAUAAUAAAGGGUUUUAUUGCAAAAGAUCAACAAAACAUAUUUUGCUCAUGAUAUAUGUUAAUUAGGAUUGAGCUUCACACAUAUAAAAAAUAUCAAUGCUGUUAUGAUUAAUACCAAUUUCAUUAGAGAAAUAAAAGCCGAUUCCUUUUAUACAUCAGCUGAUAUUCUCCUCGCAAACAUCGAAAAUAAUUACAAAUUUACAUGAAACAGCACCACAAUAGUGACAUCAGUCCCCUUAAAAAGUACUUAAAACAUGCAGAAAAUAUCUAACAAUAAGAUAACAUUAUAAUUUUCCAACCAUCUCAGUAUUCCAGCCAUCUCAGAAUGUGAAAUGUUAGAUAUGUAGAGCAGACGAAAGAUCUCGGAGAGGUCAUGUUUGCAGUGCACCGCUGUUUCUUAAAGUAGGUUAAAUGUGGUACUUUGAUAUUUUUCCACAAUGCUUUCUUUUACAGUCCUCCAAGUUCUAGGUAUUAACCAGGUAAGUGUGAAGUACACACUCCAAAGUACUAGGUCAUUAUUUUAGAUGAGAAGAUAUUAAGUACUAGAACAAUCUAAAUGAAAUUCCUAUGAAACAUGUCACAGGUUCUAGAUCAGGCCUGUGGGCCUUGUGUUUGACACAUGGAUACUAGAUUGUCAGCAUUCGAGGGAAUGUAAAGUGUUAUAAUGUAUUUACCUAGAACUUCAAAAGAAUAAACAGGAUGUGGGUAGGAGAUCAGGUCACUCACAUCUGUAGAGUCUUAAAUAGUAUGCAUCUAUUACUUUCAUACUGAACUGAAUUUGAAUUGAAAGAGAAAUCAGGGACUCUUUCAGUGGUUUUACUGGGUUCUGAGUUCUUAAAAUAAUUACCCAGUACUUUGGAAUUUAUACCUUACCCUUAGCUGGGUAAUACCUAGAACCAGUGAGACAUUUCAUAGUAACUCUUUUAGACUAUCCUGUUACUUAAAAUAUUAUUACACAAAAUAAUUACCCAGUACUUUGGAAUUUAUACCUUACAGGUUCUAGGUAUCUAGAACACGUGAAACAUUUCAGAGUAAUUAUUUUAGACUAUCCUGGAACUUACCAUAUUAUUACUCAAAAUAAUUACCUGGUACUUCGGAGUUCGUACCUCACACUUACUUGGUUAAUACCUAGAACUUAGGGGCCUGUGAAAGAAAGGGUUACUCAUUUUUCAGUGCUUUGUCUCGGAUGACAGACACGUUCUCCCUCCUCUCUGAUCUCUUUGUGGAAGUGUGUUAUGUAGUUUGAUGUUCGUGUGGGUUGCAGUUUAUUUUCCUGAUUAUCUCAGUCUUUCCAGCCUUUCCAGCGCUCGCUGGUUUGAUUCUCGUGUGUAGGGUCCAAAAUAGUGUUUUCACACAAACCUUUGAAUGUGUUUUUGUACAUUUUGAACUUUGAACACUGUAUGCAAAUGAACAUUCACUGUCUGGUUCUUCUGAAAUGGAAGCACCUUUUUUCAAGUUUGAUAUGGUCUUUAUACUGCGUGGAGAGAGCAUCGCACCCAACGAUGGAUCGUACACAUUCAGUGUAAUGUAAACGCCUUAAUACAUGACUGUUGUGAUGGCUGGCAGUUUAAUGCUUUGUGUUAAUGUUCAUUUAAUGGAGCUGUGUUACGUUAGAUCGCAGCUGGAGUGAUCACAGCAGGUAGAAACUGAUUUUAGCUGAAUGUUAUUCACUCAGUUUAAGGAUUUGGAAUAAACACUUUCAACACACAAACACACAAUACUGGUUAUAAAACCCUGAGUUCACAAUUACAUAAACACUGUAAUGAGCUUAAAUGA